ACGCUCACUGCUUCGCUGCAGUCAUGAGAACGUUCGUUGUUGCCGCUGUGCUGACGCUGGCUGCGGCCGCGCCCCAGGGACAGCCCGAGGUGCGGGUGCUCUCCGAGAAGUUUGAGCAGGAUGAGCAGGGCAACUACCAGUACGCUUAUGAACUCGACAACGGACAGAAGGUGGAUGAGUCGGGCCAGGUGAUUCCCGGCUCCGAGCCCGAGACUGGGUCCCUCAGCGUACAGGGAUCCUACUCUUUCGUCGGCGAUGACGGCAACACCUACACCGUGACGUACACGGCCGACGAGGGCGGCUUCAAGCCGGAGGGUGCGCACCUGCCUGUUGGACCCGCCCAGAUCCCCGAGUAUGCGCAACUGCGCCAGGAGCACCCCGAGCUCUUCUGGGCCGAGAACCAGCAGUUCCAGCUGGACCCGCGCCUCGGUUCGACUUAAACCGAACUGUUUGUUCGCAGCAAGCGGCAGCGAACUCCCCUGUGAUCAUUCCGCUCGUGAGCUGGGACUGCUAUCGCUGCAGGCCAGCUGGCGAACGCCUGCUGUACCAUGCGCACGGCGCCUGUGCCGUUUUAUGUAUGCACCUGUGAUCCAUGUUCAUGUUGACGCCGAGGGCCGGCGUAUUUGUAAUAAAAAGGAGCUAUGUAAAAAAGGACUUAAACAGCACACAUGCAAUGUGAAAUUGAAGACAGCAUGAAGAAAAACAAUGGUGAGGAGUCCCGUUGGAUUGAUUCGAUUAUGCCAAAGGGCAAUACGUCACGCGUAAAUACACUAUAUAUAUAUAUUCAUAAGAGGAAACCGGCUGACGUAUGGGUAGAAAAUAUGUGGUCCUGGGAGAUUUUAACAUCCCAGGAUAGAACGCAGAUUUUACCCAAUUGUCAAAUCGUAACAAAAACAUUUUUGCAUGCUUGGAAGAAAGUUUUCUUCGGCAGCUGGCGUGUAAGCCCACUAGGGGAGUGGAAAUUUUUGAUCUUGUUUUGACUAAUGAGGGAUGGCUGGUAGAUGCGUCAGUGUUAGGUGAGACACUAAGGUGAUGAUGACGACGAUUUGAGCUCUGAGGCACACCGACCACAAUGGUCACAUGGCGCCCAUAACUUAUUUUUCAUUUCAAUGGUGUGUGAACAAAGCGAGGGGACAAGAUUUCGUCCGAUACAUGACAUGAAAAAGAAAACAUAUGACUGUCAUUUACUAAGCUCGAGUCGUCUCCCAAGAUACCACAGACUGUUUGGUGCACGGAUCCAAAGUGAUCCAAUGAUCUCUGAUCCAAAAUGGUGCAUGCGUUCCGAGGCGAGGCGGGCACAAUCAAUCUAGACAUGUCGUACGAUGUAAUGAUCCCCACAACGAGGACAUCGCGGUUGGUCUUCCCACAUAUCAGGUGUCCGUGAGUUGCGCAUGCAUGACCUAUUCUCAGGCGGCAUAGCGUCACUUCAUCCCACCUCAACUUACGACAGCUGGACGGACGCCCAUGGUCCCAACUAGGGCUUUAUCUCUCU
This is a messenger RNA of Pollicipes pollicipes, 1492 nucleotides long. Its product is annotated as flexible cuticle protein 12. Gene Ontology annotation, molecular function: structural constituent of chitin-based larval cuticle. Lineage: Eukaryota; Metazoa; Arthropoda; Thecostraca; Pollicipedomorpha; Pollicipedidae. Bases 24 to 440 code for a protein of 138 amino acids. Gene Ontology annotation, cellular component: chitin-based extracellular matrix. The transcript is spliced from 3 exons. The record is from RefSeq and is a predicted model, not a curated record.